This is a messenger RNA of Spirometra erinaceieuropaei, 462 nucleotides long. Lineage: Eukaryota; Metazoa; Platyhelminthes; Cestoda; Diphyllobothriidea; Diphyllobothriidae. The record is from the annotation of a GenBank genome assembly.
AUGCCUGAAGGUGCGAGGGCAGUGUGGGCAGUGGAGACGAGCUUGGUGGGUGUAGGUUGGUGCUCCAGGCACUGGUUCGCCAGUCUCCGUGCGAUGGAUUCGCAAGUGACCGGCCGGGUCUAUGCGUGAGGUGAAUUUUCGUGGACAGUGUGGGCCUGAGAAGUCGGCGGUGUCGGUGUCAGAUACGGAGGUGAUGAUGAUGAUGAUGAUGAUGAUGAUGAUGAUGAUGAUGAUGAUGAUGAUGAUGAUGAUGAUGAUGAUGAUGAUGAUGAUGAUGAUGAUGAUGAUGAUGAUGAUGAUGAUGAUGAUGAUGAUGAUGAUGAUGAUGAUGAUGAUGUUGAUGAUGGGCGCACAGGGCGGCGAACUGAGAGUGGAGGUGGGCGUGGUGGGUGUGUUGGAUGUGGUGGGUGUGUCGGAAUUGUGGUCAAUUCCGCUCUCGUGGAUGCGCAUGUGGCCGAAUAG